AAUCACCUUCUUUUGAUGGUGAAUUUUUGGCUGGGUUGGCGCACGACCAAAGUGCUGAAAAUUUUUUUAUAUCGUUUCAUCUUGUAUGAACAGCGACCCUUUUGAGUUGUGAUAGUAUAAGACAGGUAUGAGUGAUACAAUCGAGGCUAGACAUAGGAAGGAGCAGAAGGAUUUACAGUCAACCAUCACUUCGUUGAAAAAACAGGCUACUAAGAAAACUAGAAAAAAUGUUAAUAAUAAAUGUCUUGAUUUACAACGAGAUUUGGAUGAAAAACAUAAAAAGGAAUUAAAUGAAUUGAAUGGGGUUAGCACUCAAGAUGAUUUUUCUCCCGAAAAGCUUUUGGCCCAAUUAGAACUUGAAAAAACUGAACAACCGGAACAACCUGAACAGCCUGAAAAAACCGAACAAGCUAAAGAGGCUAAACCAAAACGUAACCGGGCUAAGGAAAAACUUGCUAAAAGAAAAGCAGAAAUUGAAGCCAUUCAAGCUCAAGCUAGGCUUGAGCUGGAAAAUUCAAUUGAUUAUAAAAAAAUCGAACAAGACUCAAUGAAUCAAAUUUUAUCUUUACAAAACUUAAAAGUCUUUGAUAUUAGACCCGAUGGUCAUUGUUUAUUUGCUUCAAUCAAAGAUCAACUCCAUGAAAGACAUCAACUUGAUGUUUCAAUCGAUCAAUUAAGAUUAGAUGCCGCCAAAUAUAUGGAAGGUCAUAAAGACGAUUUCGAACCCUUUCUUUUUGACCCGGACACCAUGCAACAACACAACCUAACCGAAUAUCUACAAGAAUUAACCACUACCGCCAUGUGGGGGUCUGAUUUGGAGAUAAAAGCUUUGGCCCACGUCUUUGACUGUCCCAUUAAAGUGUUUGUUGCCGGUGCCUCUCCCAUCCAUUUCAAUUCUGAAGCUUCUCUUCCGGAAUUAAAAUUAGGUUUCUACAAAUACUCCUACGGCUUGGGUGAACAUUAUAAUUCGUUGAGGGAUAUCUGAUUUGCCCCAUUGGGGUAAAACAACCAAAAGAAAAAAUAUCUAUAGAAACACCUGGUUUACGGGUGUUAUUUUCGGCGGAUUUAUCAAGGGUUUCUUCUCGCGUCAGAUUUAGUGCCUUCUCAACGGCUACUGCGUGGUCGCUUAAUUCUUGACACGCCGCUAUUGUUGUUGUUCCUCGUAAAUCCGCGCGGGUUUCUCAGACAUGCGUUGUGAUCUACAAUAAAACCGACCGCGGGCUCGCAACCGAUGCAUUGACCCUGUCCUCACCACAGCCCUUGGUUCGGCUUAUCUAAUCGAUCA
Hyphopichia burtonii NRRL Y-1933 is the source of this 1285-nucleotide messenger RNA. RefSeq lists its product as uncharacterized. Gene Ontology annotation, biological process: protein deubiquitination. Lineage: Eukaryota; Fungi; Ascomycota; Pichiomycetes; Serinales; Debaryomycetaceae. The transcript has a single exon. The coding region runs from base 128 to 985 and encodes 285 amino acids. The record is from RefSeq and is a predicted model, not a curated record. Gene Ontology annotation, molecular function: cysteine-type deubiquitinase activity.